AGCAAGAUGGCCGUCCUGGUAUUGAAAAUGGAGUAGUGUAGAAGACUGGGCGGUAGUAAUACCUGUAGGUGUGUCAGUUGCGCGGUUUUCCGCGGUUUUUACCGUGAUAACGUGACCGGAUACCGCCACAUUUACUUUAUAUCAAUCAUUUUUCUAGUGUACUAUUAUUAUUAUAUUAUAAAUUAACAUUAUCAUUUAGUACACAUAUAUUUAUACCUAUUUUUAAAAACCGCUAUUCAAAACUAAACGUAGCAAGCACGUCUGCUGUGAGUGCCAAUAUCUAUAUAUACAUCUACAUGUAUUUUAUUAACUACCCCUGUAAUGUAUAUUUUUUAUGGUCAUUCUGAUGGUAAUAGUAAUGGUCCACUUUUCACGGUUGUCCAGUAAAAGAUGGGCGAUCGGAUCAUCAGACAGAUGCAUCAUCAGUUGACACCAGAACGAGUGAUUCCCAUUGACAGUAAAUUAGAAGCCACAGUUGCUGUCGAGCUGCAGCGAGUGGCCUCUUCAAAGAGACACCAAUUGGACCAAUGACGUUCCGUGAUAACCCGAGAAACUUUCUGAAGAAAUGAAUUACUAGUUAUUGUUUUAGUUAAUACAACAGACUAUUGAUAUUGUUGUUGCUAUUGUUUAUUAAGUGCACAGUUGUGUGUGUGCAUGUGCCGCUAGUGAUCAAAAUGUGGAAUAUGAUGUGCGAUGUCAUGCCAACGAUCGCUGAGGACAGCAUCAGCCAAAGAAGCUCACAGUUCUCUGGCGAAGAUGCCAAUUUCGAGCAGCUUAUGGUGUCCAUGCUCGACGAGCGGGACAAGCUUAUGGACUCGCUUCGCGAGAGCCAGGAGAGACUUCAAGAGGCUGAGGCUAGGCUCCAGGAUGUUGAGAAGGAGCGGGAUGCUCUUAAUAGACAAAUCAAUGCUAGUGUUCCUCAGGAAUUUUCCCAGUUGACGAAAGAGUUGUCUGCUGCACGUGAAAGUAUUCUUGAGCGCGAGGAAGAAAUAUCGGAAUUGAAGGCUGAACGUAAUAAUACUCGGCUGCUACUUGAGCAUCUGGAAUGUCUAGUAUCUCGGCACGAAAGAUCUCUUCGGAUGACGGUGGUGAAGAGACAAGCGGCUGCACAAUCCGGAGUGUCGUCCGAGGUCGAGGUACUCAAGGCACUCAAGAGCCUCUUCGAGCACCACAAGGCUUUGGAUGAAAAGGUUCGAGAACGAUUAAGAGUCGCGCUCGAAAGAAAUACAAGCCUUGAGGAAGAGCUCGCACGAACUAAAGACGAGUUGCAGCAAUAUAAACUCGGUGGGUACCCAGCGUCAUUAAAGCCAUCAGAAGACAAGCCUAAAGAAAACGGGCAACUGGACGAGCAGCAGCAGCAGCAAUUACAAAACAAGAAUGAGGAGGUGAACCAGCUGAAUGAGACCCACCAGGAGGAACCGAGUAAGCGAGUAGAUAUUGUUGACGAUGUCAAUGAAUCCUGUCCAGAGAAGACCACUAAGGAAGACGCCGAGAGGCUCAGCAAUGGAGACGCUACUGAGGAUUAUAAGGAUCCUAAAGAUUCUAGAGAUUCUAAGGAGUCUUUAGCGCGAGUCGCCGAGUUGCAAGCGACCGUAGAGAAACAGAACUCUGAAAUAGCGACGUGGCAACGUCGAGUCGGAGAAUUGAGCUCUCGUGUUGCUGAAUUAGAAGAAACUCUUUCUAAAACACAAAAAGAGUUCAUGAAGACCCAGGAAGCAAAUGGAAAAUUGCAACGCGAUUUACGGGAGAAUGUUGCGCAAAAAGAGGACCAGGAAGAAAGAAUAGCGACUCUUGAGAAGAGAUACUUGAAUGCUCAGCGUGAAUCUACUAGUGUUCAUGACUUGAAUGAAAAAUUGGAGCAGGAACUUAAACACAAGGAAGAUCAGCUAAAACUGCAAGAGAAGAGAAUAGCAGCGAUACAAGAAAAACUUGAGCUCGCGGAACAGAAACUGGCGCAGUACGCAAAACUACCAGAAAUGGAGGAACAGUUGAAGCAGAGGAUGGAGGCUCUGACGCAGGUGAGGAGGCCCAACCAGAUUUGUGAUACAUUAAAUAAGCAGGCGCAAGAGAAGCACGGCAGCGCCGAGGACAGAAUACAAAGACUGGAAACUCAAUUAGAAGAAAAGAAUGGCGAGGUCAUGCGUCUUAAUCAACGAUUGAAGAUGAAUGAAGAGCAUAAUUCACGUUUAAGUAAUACUGUCGAUAAACUAUUGUCAGAAUCCAAUGAGAGACUGCAGGUGCAUUUGAAGGAACGUAUGCACGCACUAGAGGAGAAAAACGCGCUGACUCAAGAGCUAGAAAAGAUGCGUAAAAUAGCUGAAGACUUGCAGAACGAGAAAAGCGAGAUAAUGAAAGAGCUAAGCAAAGCGCGACUAGAAAUAGACAAUGUGAAGCGUCAAAUGUUGCAGCAAGAAAUAGCGUUUAACAUACAACAGACUGAUGCACUGACCCGCAGUUUAUCACCCAACGCCGUUACACUGGUAGAACCGUCGUCAUCUUCCAGGAGUGCUAGUCACAGUAGUUUUGAUACUCACUCAUUGCCAAGACGUGCUGCUAGUAAGCGUAUCAUUGAUGAUGAUUCUGCAAAGACUCGUUAUUUAUUACAGAGUUACGUUGCUCGCACACUAGCCGAGCAGGAGUGGGAAAAACUCCAGCAGGCUCACGUGCUAGCAAACGUACAACAAGCAUUCGACGUAUCAAGCGACGCAGAAGUAGACGGAGACAACGAGAGUCUCUUCAGCUCAGCCGCGGACAUGAUCAGUCCUUCAGGUCACACAGACGCUCAAACUCUGGCGAUGAUGCUGCAAGAGCAGCUGGACGCCAUCAACAUCGAAAUCCGGCUGAUCCAGGAAGAAAAGCAGAGCACUGAAGCCAGAGCUGAAGAACUCGAAUCUCGGGUAGGCAGCUUGGAGCACAUGAACCUGCUGACCCGUGGUCGCAGUCACGAUCGCGCUUCUCCGCCACUGAGUGGCCGCUCGACGCCAAAGUCCCAUCACAGUCCCAAUCGUGACUAUCUUCACAAAUACCACACCGCACCAGCCUCAAUGUCACCUGCGCAUCUUCAUCAAUAUGCAUCUUCAUUGGCUAGCCCGGGACAACUAUCUGAGUCUUUGCCUGCCAGCCAGCUUCAGUUGUCUGGCGAAGAACUGCAUUCAGUAAACGAACGCGACGGAAUGGUCGGAAUGGGCAGCGGAAUGAGUAUGAAUAACGACACGCCGUCACCCUCGACGGCCAGAUCUAUCAGACUUGAACGCGUUGUCCAGGCAUUGGCUCACAGUCAAGAAGAACUUAGGAGACGCACAGGUCACACCGGGUUUCCUAAUGCUGGUUAUCCGCCUCACAGCAGGCAUGGGCAUCAUAACAACGGCACCCUCAAUUGUGGGACACCUCCUUCACCGUUGUCUUCACGUCAUAGCAGCCAGGACAGUUUGCACAAAAACAACUAUAUCAGCAUGGCGGCUAGUCAAGGAAUGGGCCAUCCAAUAGGGCUGCCUUUGGGACAGCUAUCCAGCUCACACUUGCAGAUGCAAGCUAGUGGAAUGAGCCCUGCUACAGCUGCCGCUGUUGCUGCUGCUCAGAAGAAGAAAGGAAUCAAGAGUAGUCUUGGAAGAUUUUUCAGUAAAAAGGAUAAGAUAAAGUCGAAAGACAAUUCAAUGGCAGCUGAAAUGGGUGGAUUUGGUGGUGCAAGUACACCAGCGGACCCAGAUUAUGGUGAUAGUGUCACUGUUGUUGGGACACAAUUAAGUACCAGUAAGACUGAAUUUGAUCGUAGGAAAAAGAAAAGUAUGUUAGAUUCAUCGCGACAUGAAUUGCUGGGAGAAGCAAUGAAAGCCGGAACACCUUUCGGCCUGUGGAACGGCCCGACAAUCGUCGCGUGGCUGGAAUUAUGGGUCGGAAUGCCGGCUUGGUAUGUCGCAGCCUGUCGCGCAAAUGUCAAAAGCGGUGCUAUAAUGAGUGCUCUAAGCGACACGGAGAUCCAGCGAGAAAUCGGAAUAAGCAAUCCCCUACAUCGACUGAAGUUGCGCUUGGCAAUCCAAGAAAUGGUCUCCCUGACCAGCCCCUCGGCUCCCAAGACUUCGCGCACUACUCUGGCCUUUGGUGACAUGAACCACGAAUGGAUCGGCAACGUCUGGCUCCCGAGUCUCGGGUUGCCCCAGUACAGGUCUACAUUCAUGGAGUGCCUUGUUGAUGCACGGAUGCUUGACCAUCUUAACAAAAAAGAUUUGCGGGGCCAGCUCAGAAUGGUUGACAGUUUUCACAGAACAAGUCUUCAGUAUGGAAUUUCAUGUUUAAAGCGAUUAAACUUUGAUAGACAUCAACUUGAAGAAAGAAGGCGAAUGGCUGAAAGUGCGAAUGCUGAUGUCAUUGUAUGGAGUAAUGAUCGUGUUAUUAGAUGGGUUCAAUCAAUUGGUCUUAAGGAGUAUGGGAACAAUUUAUUAGAAUCUGGAGUUCACGGUGCACUUAUUGCGCUUGACGACAGUUUUGACGCCACAUCAUUUGCUCUUGCUUUACAAAUACCAACCCAAAAUACCCAGGCAAGACAAAUAUUGGAAGUGGAAUUUUCAAACCUUUUAACGACCGCCACAGAAAGGCAUCCAGAGGAAUCAAUGAGCCUAAAGUCCUGAUCAAAUUUAACAACUAGGCCAUCAUUACCACGCCAUCAACCCCAUCACGUCUAGUCUACCGCAGCUGUCCUCGCUGUAAAGUUCCAACGGAGUAAUAAAUAAACUAUUUAAAAAAAAAAAUAAAAAAUUAAUAAGCGUAAGCUUUAAAAAUAUCCGCAGAGUAUUUUUGACUCUUAAAGUUUCAUAUCAAUCUCCAGUCUUAAAGACUUGAGAGGAUAAAUUAAUAUAUAUUUAAAUAUAUAAAUAUAUAUAAAUGAAUAUUGAUAUUUAAUAAAGCGGAAAGCACUCGUGCUUUAUUUAAUUUAAUUCUAUAAAUAUUAUUUAGUUAUUAUUAUUUUUAACAAAAUACGAACCGCUGAUAUCAAGUCGCAUUCCUAGUGUUGUAAAUGAUUAAAUUUAUGUGGAAAUUGUGAGGAGAGAGAAAAGAUAAAAAUAAUAAUAAUUAAAUGUAAUUUAAUGAGUAAGAGUGCGUGUAACAAAUAUUAAUUUAUAUUUCAUCAAUACAGCAAACUCCAAGUGACAAUAAUUCCAUCGGGCUGAAUUAUUUUGUUGCUUUUUUUUUAGAUUCAUUAAAUCAUUAUCAAUCAUUAAAUCAUUUUUUUGUAACAUUUCCCGUUGUAUUAUAACCGUGUACUCGAUAAAUGAUAAUCACGCAUCAUAUGUCGCACAAAAUCCCAAUUGAAAAUAAUUUUUUAAAGUGACGACUUUCCUGUCAUUUAAAUUUUAAAUUAAAAGAAAAUAAAAUUUUUUUAACGCGAGUUUAUAAAUUAAUCUUGACUUUACACAAUCUCUAUACUAAUAUUGUAUCGAUAAUAAAAAUAAUAAUAAUAAUAAUAAUAAUAAUUAAUAAUAAUAAUUAAUAAUUUAUUAAAUGUAUAUGAAAAAUUUAAGAAAACCAUCGAGUAUUCGUAAAAAAAUGUUAACAGGACACCUGUACUUUAUAUUAUUAUUAUUAAUAAUGAAUUAAUGAAUUGAGGUGAAAUUGAGAGAUAUAUUUAACGAGAGUGUAUGCACAAGCACAACAAAUCUCUCGUUAUUAGUUACCGAUAAAAUAAAAAAAAAAAUUGUGUGUUAAUAAUUGCGCGAUUGAAAUUCAUAAUCAUCAUCAUUAAAACUAACUUUUUGCAUGACGUAGGAUCCGAAUAGUUUAUCAAAUAUUACCAUUUAUCAUUAACAACAAACUGUCGAUGAUUGACUUGAAUUAAUAAAUUAUCUAACUUAUUAAAAUAUUUAUAAAUCAUCGACUGGUUGUCAUUAAUUAUUUUAUGCCUGCCUCUAUUCAAGUUUAUGGUGAAUUCACUGUAUUUUGAUAGUUAUGGUAUUUUAUGGUAGCUCUGGUUUAUGGAAAUAAUUUUACCUGUUGUUAUGUAAAAAUUGCAACUAAAAAUUAUUUAUUAAACUUUUAAAUCCAUAUUCUGAGUGAAUAUUAGAGAAUAAAAAAAAAUUUCACUCAUUUUAUAAUGUGAAAAUAAGAUUGACAUUUAUCACUAGUAUUGAAAAGAAAAAAAUAUCUUUCAUUUAUAAAUAUUUGCAUUCGUUAAUUUCCACAUUAUAAUACGACCAUUUAUUUCUUUAUCACGAUAUUGCGCAAAAUAUUAUGUUGGUUGUGUUAAUUAAUUCCAUUUAUUUAUGUAUCAACUGAUUGGAAGCGGCUUUUCGGCACUCGUGUGUCAGCGCACACUCUCUGCUCGUUGCGCCAACACUCUCAGUAGCCGAAAGCACCCUCCACUCAGUUACAUAGUUAAAUAAAUACUCAACAGAUAGUGUUGCAUUGUUUUGUAAAUUUUUUUAUUGUCAAUUUUUUAACCAAAAACAUUUCUUCAAAUUUCUUGGAUAUUUUUCGCCAAUAUCGGAAAACAUGAUCUUUAACAUGGUAUUUUAAUGUUUAAGUUUGCUAAAUAAUUAAAAGAGAUCUAACCGUACCAAAAAAUACCUUUGAGAAGAUACGUAAUUUUCUGUGAAUCACUUGCUACCAUUUUUUACCCGAACAAAGAUAAGCCAUAAACAAAAGAUAAAAUCGUAUAUUUAAAAAAAAUGCGAAUGAAUGUGCGCGCAUAUAAAAAUUUCGUAGAUUCAAAAUUACGAUAUAACCGCGGGCAUUUUAUACCGAAAUAAUAAUUAUUAAAAGUUGCGUAAUUUUGACUUUACAUUUAAAAAUUAUAUAAAUAUAUAUAAAUAAAUAUAAAUAUAUAAAUAAAUAACUAUUAAAACAAAAUAAAAAAAUAGACGUGAUUUAUGUUAAUAAAUUGUCAGCCGAUCGAUCGUAACUUAUUUUAUUUAGAUUAAUGCAGUAUUAAUUUAAAGUUUAAAGUUUGUUAUUGAAAUGCUUUAGUAGUGCCAUUUAUUUAAAAUUGAAAUCAAAACUAUUAUUUAAAGUUAUUGUUAUUAUUUUAUAAAUAAACGCACAAUUGUCCUUUGAUCGAUCGGCGGUAAUUUAUAAGUAUGUAUGGCUAAGUACUAGGAAAAUACAGAGAGUGGCACGUUAAUAGCGACAACGAUAAGAAUUAGUCGAUUGAUUAAGAAAAAAAAGAAACAGAGUAGGGAUAAAAUAAUUGUAAAUGUGCCCCAAUUGCAAUGUUGUUAUAAUGUUGUUGUGUGAUACUUGAACGAGUGUCAUUGUUGUUGAUUGUUCAUUUCUUUUUCAUCCACAAAAUAUUAACCUAAAAAACGUAUCACGUCAUUAUCACUUAUAUUAUUUUUUAUCUAAUAUAUAAAGAAUAAAAAAACUAAAUAAUUAACAAUUGCGAGUGCAACUUACCGAUUUGUAUGUAAUAAUUGUACGUAUUUACCAAAUAAUUUUUAUACCAAAGACUUUUUAAAAUCGUGCAUUGUCAUGAGAUUUUUUUUUUUACAAAAAAAAAAAAAAUUUAUUCUUUUUUAGAAAGUAAUAAGACAUAUCGUAAUUUUUUAUUUAUUGUUAAUUAUUAUUUUCAUGACUUUGUUUAAGAAGAAAUUGGCGUAAAUAAUUAUUACGAGUUUGGUCGACCUUUUCUCGGCGAAGGAACUAACUGAAGUGACAUCACAGCUUCUCCCACUCCUUAGAAAAAAAUAAACUGCGCAUGCGCGGCGACACUCAGGCGCAUGCGCAAAGAAGUGGUGGGGGAGAGACGGAUAAUUUUUUUGCCGGGAAACAGAAAAUACAAUUUUGAAGUUAAGAUAAAUUAUAUUCGGAAGUUGCACGGCGAAUGUAGUAUAAAUGAAUCAGUUAUUUUAAUCAUCAUAAUUGUUAGUUUAUAUAUAUAGUGUGCUCUAGCGCAAAAAACACAUUCCAUAUUACACAUGAAAGAUAGAAUGGCAACGAGUUGCAAAAUAAAUAAUAGAAAAUUAAUAAUUAUUGAUUAAAAAUUAUCGAAGAAUAUAAAAGAAGAAAUAAAUAAUAAAUAAAUUUAUUCUGCAACUGUAAGAAGAUAUUUAUGAAUGAUAUGCAUUUGUAAUGGCGCGAGUGCGUCUACACGAACAAAUUAACAAACAAAAACAUUGUAGCAAGCUUAAAAUGCCUUCAAUGUAUUCAAUUGUAAAUAUAUACCAUUGAACGCGAA
Molecule: messenger RNA, 8164 nt
Organism: Cotesia glomerata
Lineage: Eukaryota; Metazoa; Arthropoda; Insecta; Hymenoptera; Braconidae
Gene: Liprin-alpha
Product: liprin-alpha-1
Exons: 21
Coding region: 675-4625 (1316 amino acids)
Biological process (GO): synapse organization
Cellular component (GO): presynaptic active zone
Molecular function (GO): protein binding
Source: RefSeq, a predicted model, not a curated record